This is a messenger RNA of Sclerotinia borealis F-4128, 1656 nucleotides long. Lineage: Eukaryota; Fungi; Ascomycota; Leotiomycetes; Helotiales; Sclerotiniaceae. The record is from the annotation of a GenBank genome assembly.
AUGUUCGCACGUUCGUCUACGACUUGGCGUAUCUCAAAAUAUUACAGAAAACCCCCUCUCAUCAUGCUCGAUCUUGAUAAGCGGACAGAAUCGUUGACUGCCUCAGACGUCACUGAAGUAACACUACCGGUUAUAGAGGCGAGUUCUAUUUCAAAUAUACUGCAGAGACUCGACAAUUUAGGCCUUCAAUUGUCAGACGACAACAUUGUCAAUUGGCUUCCAGAUAAUCGAAAUCACCCUCGAAAUUGGCCGUUAAAACGCAAAUUAGCCAACACAGCUUGCAUUUUCUUGCUUGAUACAUUUAGUGCUCUUCUAGAAUCAGGAGGUCUGAUCGCAGCUACACAAGCAGCUGCAGAAUAUGGCAUUUCACAGACACAGUCACUCCUUGCCUUUUCCCUCAUGUACGGGAUUGGUGAAGCUUUGGGAAGCAUUGUCUUUCCGCCGUAUUCAGAAGCUUUCGGGAGAAAACCGAUACUCAUAUGUGCAGCCCUAUUUUUACCGAUUAGCUGCUUGAUUACCGGGCUGGUGCCUUCCAUCGCAGGGGCAUAUGCCGGCCGGUUUAUCAUGGGUGCAACGGCAUCGGUUCCUGCCACUGUUAUUGUGGGCAGUCUGGAAGAUAUGUGGGAUCCCACAACUCAAGGUCAUGCAAUAUACGCGUGGGUACUGUCGGCGGGCUUAGGGGUUGCUUUGGGACCAAUAUAUGGAGCAUACAUCACCAGCGUACUUGGUUGGCGGUGGUUGUAUCACAUUGGCGCUAUAAUUUCUUUCUGUGUAUUUGUUCUCCUCCUCCUAGGCAUCUCCGAAACCCGCCCCAGUAAACUACUUGGAAACCAUCUCAUCGCUGUACAGUCAUACGCAGGAAAUAUCAAACUUCGCACAAAAACAGCAGACGACCAUGUCCCCGAUUUCCGUAUUUUCUGUCAAAGUGCCAUUAUCCUGCCAGCCAAACUGUUCUUCCAAGAGCCUAUCGUCUUCACUAUGGCAACACUAUCCGCCAUAGCAUUCUCCUUGGUAUUUCUUUUCACAGAAGCCCUAGAUGUUGUGUUCAAGCCAUACGGUUUUACCCAGACUUCAUACUCAUUAGCAUUCGUCGCAUAUGUUAUAGGAAUGGCUUGUGGUAUUCCAAUCAGGUUGCUAGAAUUUCGUCAUCUCGAGAAGCGUGCCGAAACAAAACAGCUAGAACCAGAAGACAAAAUAAUUGGCUUUGCUACCGGAGCACCAGCUUUGGCAGCCGGUCUUUGGCUCAUGGCUUGGACUACACCACCGUUAGUUCAUGGUAUCGACUGGGUUGUGCCCAUGAUUGGAUUGGCAGGUGCUGGAUUUGCAGCAAAUGAAAUUGAGUAUGCGCUUGGGAACUACUUAGCCGAUACAUACACUGUCUACGCAUCUUCCGCCUUCGCAGCAUACUCCACUGUCCGAGCCAUACUCUCUGGUCUAUUCCCUCUGUUUGCAAAACAGAUGUACAAUGGUCUGGGAUCGAAUGUCGCUGGUUCGAUAUUAGCUGGUGUUGCUACUUUGUGGCUUGUGAGUCCUUAUAUCUUCAUGAAAUAUGGGAAGAGACUAAGGGAGAAGGGAAGAUUUGCCAAAUUAAGUCUAGAGGUUGACCAAGAUCCUCAAACGGCAGGGAGUGGUGUAUUGGAAACGCAGAUUUGUUGA